AUGUUUGCUGCUGAGAGAUUGGCAGACAACAGCAAAAAAAAAUCCUUCCACAAGAAGCUCUCCUGCAUUACUGAACAUUCAGAUUUUUCUGCAGUGUUCUUAGAUGUGUAUGUGCUUGAGACUACAUACUACCAGUACCGUGCACAGUAUGGAGAGUUACAGACCAACAGUGAAGAAAGGGACAGAUAUACAGCGUAUCGACAAUUUGUGCGUCGGUGCUGGGGCUACCUUGGUAGGAAUGUAAGAGUUCCCCUACCAGCCUGUGCUGUGUAG
This is a messenger RNA of Saccostrea echinata, 273 nucleotides long. RefSeq lists its product as uncharacterized. The coding region runs from base 1 to 273 and encodes 90 amino acids. The transcript is spliced from 2 exons. The record is from RefSeq and is a predicted model, not a curated record. Lineage: Eukaryota; Metazoa; Mollusca; Bivalvia; Ostreida; Ostreidae.